AUGCAAAAUGAUACGCUGCAAAAUGAAAUUAACGAAUUAAUAAAAAAUAUCAAAGGACGUAAAAUGGUUAACAAGUUUGAUACAAAAAUUUGCGAAACACAAAAUAUUGAUAAGUUAGAAUUUAAAAUAAAUAACUUGCUUAAGUUAUAUAAUAUUAAAAUUGAAUGUAAUAAACUUACAUCUAUUGAAGAUAUUGAAAAUGAAAUAAGUAAUAUUUUUAGAACUAAGAAGAUUAAAGACAAAUCAUUAGAGAAAUGUUACACAAAAUUAUAUGGAUUUUAUACAAACAGAAAAGCUGUUGUAAAAUGGGAUGCAAAUAAAAUUGACGAAUUUUUUUCAUCUUUAAUGAAAUAG
Vairimorpha ceranae is the source of this 354-nucleotide messenger RNA. RefSeq lists its product as hypothetical. Lineage: Eukaryota; Fungi; Microsporidia; Nosematidae. The transcript has a single exon. Bases 1 to 354 code for a protein of 117 amino acids. The record is from RefSeq and is a predicted model, not a curated record.